AUAUCCAUAACCAUAAUGUUUUACCUAACGUGAAAUAAUCUAAAAUAAUAUGAUCCGAAAAAGAAACUAAACCGAAAGAAAGGAAGAAAGGGUCAAAGUUCAACAUAGCCAUUGCAUGCCCUGCGUUCGACGACAAUGGCUAAACAUCAUCCAGAUUUGAUCUUUUGUAGAAAACAAGCCGGUGUCGCUAUUGGAAGAUUGUGCGAGAAAUGCGAUGGAAAGUGUGUGAUCUGUGAUUCGUAUGUGAGGCCGUGCACUCUGGUGCGCAUCUGUGACGAAUGCAACUACGGGUCGUACCAGGGGCGCUGUGUCAUCUGUGGAGGUCCCGGGGUGUCUGAUGCUUACUACUGCAAGGAGUGCACCAUCCAGGAGAAAGAUCGAGACGGAUGCCCCAAGAUUGUGAACCUGGGCAGCUCAAAAACGGACCUGUUUUAUGAACGGAAGAAGUAUGGCUUCAAGAAGAGGUGAAGACAGGACAGUCCAACAUGCUUUGCUUCAGUUUUGUUUUUACUUUUCUUUUUGUAAACAUGUUUUGACAAUACAAUAAAGCUUUCUUUUAUAUUA
This is a messenger RNA of Oncorhynchus tshawytscha (Chinook salmon), 564 nucleotides long. RefSeq names its product PHD finger protein 5A (gene phf5a). The coding region runs from base 136 to 468 and encodes 110 amino acids. Lineage: Eukaryota; Metazoa; Chordata; Actinopteri; Salmoniformes; Salmonidae. Gene Ontology annotation, cellular component: U2 snRNP; precatalytic spliceosome; catalytic step 2 spliceosome. Gene Ontology annotation, biological process: mRNA splicing, via spliceosome. The transcript has 4 exons. The record is from RefSeq and is a predicted model, not a curated record.